AUGCAUCGGUACAUCUCUAGUGUUAGAUAUACUAAACCCCCACCACCCACAGCUCCCCUUAAAUGUGACAACGCCCUCUUCAGCCCCAAAAAUUCAAACAGGGCGCGGACGUGCCUCACAAAACUCGGCAGCAUUGCUCACUCCAGCACGACACACCACCACUACCACCACCACCACUUCUAUUUCCCUGACACGCCCCCGUCACACAUCCAAUACAAGAGUAAUCAAUACCUGCCAAAAACACCAGUAACACCAGUGACAGCGAUACAAGGCCCUAGAUACCACCGCACCAUCACACCACCACACCACCACACCGCUACACCAUCACGCCAACAGACCACACCAGUAUACACAGUCACACCACCACACCACCACACUAUCACGCUAACAGAUCACACCACCACACCAACAGAUCACACCAGUACACAGCCACACCACCACACCAACAGACCGCCAUACCACCACACCAUCACACCAUCACGCCAACAGAUCACACCAGUACACCGCCACACCACCACACCAUCACGCCAAGAAAUCACACCAGUACACAGCCACACCACCACACCACCACACCAACAGACAACACCAAAAUACCACCACAUCACGACGCUGCCACAUCACCACCACUACACAGCAACGCCACAUCACCACUACAUCCUCACAUCACAUACACCAGCACACUGUCACACCACAACACCGCCACAUCACAUUACCACACCAGAACACCACAACACUGCCAAUCACCACUACAUUCCCACACUACACCACCACCACAUCACCCCUACAUCCCUACACCACACCGGCACACCACCACCCCACAGCGGAGUGCGAAGCGUCACCCCUCUGACCUAA
Messenger RNA from Portunus trituberculatus (swimming crab), 852 nucleotides. RefSeq names its product histidine-rich glycoprotein-like. Lineage: Eukaryota; Metazoa; Arthropoda; Malacostraca; Decapoda; Portunidae. The record is from RefSeq and is a predicted model, not a curated record. The transcript is spliced from 3 exons. Bases 1 to 852 code for a protein of 283 amino acids.